Messenger RNA from Gadus macrocephalus (Pacific cod), 1679 nucleotides. RefSeq names its product protein shisa-like-1a. Lineage: Eukaryota; Metazoa; Chordata; Actinopteri; Gadiformes; Gadidae. The coding region runs from base 538 to 996 and encodes 152 amino acids. The transcript is spliced from 3 exons. The record is from RefSeq and is a predicted model, not a curated record.
UGCAUCUUUCUUUUUUUUUUUUUUGCAGGUGACGAGACAGAAGAGAAGACACAUUUGGAACAAGCUCAGACAUGCCGGGGCACAUGAAAUAGAGCGGGCUCUCCCAUUGGCGGACACCCUUUGGAAUACGUACACCUGUUGUCCACCAACAAUAACUGGGCUGAAUAUCUUAUUCACUUCAUUCUUUGCAGCUGUGAGCAGGUGAGGGUUUAGAAUGACUGACGGAUGGACGGGGCAAUACGGGUGCAAUACACGGUGCUGUGCCUGACCUAGGGCCUAUACCCACACGUCUGGCUGCUGUGGCCCCCCGACAGCAUUCUAUGAGCAGGCUGCACAUUGGAACUCAGCCCUUGGAACUCAAAAAAAUAACAAUACAAUUUCCUUUGAAGACCGGUCUUUAAUUACUAUCGACCGCUAUGAUGUAACCUCAAACGGGGUGUGUCCAAAACCAGACUGGAGAAGAUUGAAUCAUAGACCAGGAGACCAGACAACGAUCGACCGGCCUCCAUCGCUCACCUUUCCGAUGUAGAGCCCGAGAUGACGUCCCACCGUCGCUGGUUCCUCCAUGUCCGCGCGGCGAUCUUCGUCCUGGUCUCCACCGCUGCCCUCUCCAGUCAGUUACGAGUGUGCGAGACCUACACCGACCACACGGGGCACUCUCACUUCGGCUUCCACUGCCCCCGCCUGUCAGACAACAGGACCCUUCUGUUCUGCUGUCACCAUAACAACACGGCCUUCAAGUACUGCUGCAAUGAGACGGAGUUCCGAGGCAUCACGGACGUCAACGCCAGCUUCUCCGCCUCCAGCAAGCACACUCAGAAUGACUACGCGGCCGUGAUCGGGGUGUGGGUCUACGGGUUCUUUGUGCUGGCGCUGAUCCUGGUGGACUUCCUGUACUACGCUGCGGUACACAGUGAGCUCUGCAGGGACUACCUGGUGGCGGCGGGCCUGGGGGGGGCAUGGCUGACCCAGGUGAAUGUCUGGAUAGGACAUUAAGUCAAAGUUGAACAAAAGGUGGUACAAUUAAAGUAUGUUUUUGUAGCGCUUUAAUAUUUAAGAAAGGCCCUGGAAUAGCCCUAGCUAUCAUCUUAAUUUUAUUAAAGAAAUAUAUAUUUUUGUCAUACUGUAUUUUCUCUUUUUAAAAUGCAGUCUGGGAAUUUAUGAGAAACGUUACGAAAAAAUACCACCCGUCAUUCCAGGCCUUCCUCCAAAGCCCCCCAAAACACAUGACUAGCAUGCUAGCUUUAGCGAUAGCACAGCCAAUCCAGCAUUUUUUUGUCACUACUUUUUUUUUAUUGAUCAUUGUCGGGAUGUUAAGAAACUGUCAACAAAUAAGAAAAAAAUAAAUGCUCCAAUAUAAAAAAAUAGCUUACAAUGCCUUUAACGCUGCUGUCCCUACCAGCCCCGCUAUGGUUUGAUUAAAUUGUGCGUUGAUCGAAUCUCACGGUUCUCGUGCAUUCGGAGCAGCAGCGAUACCCAUAAACAAACGCAUGAGAACCACGAGACUCAAUCGAAAACACAAUCGAAUCAAAACAAAGCGGGCUGAACGAAAAGCGUCCCCCUCCAGCUUUAAGUGCAAAAUCUGCAACGCAACAACAAAUUGCUGGUCGUUGAUAUUGAAACGUACAUGAUAUACAUAUAUAUUUAUGUAUAUAUCUAUUGGUGUCCAGGCCCAGAGC